Messenger RNA from Meloidogyne enterolobii, 564 nucleotides. The record is from the annotation of a GenBank genome assembly. Lineage: Eukaryota; Metazoa; Nematoda; Chromadorea; Rhabditida; Meloidogynidae.
AUGACCUCAAACGUCGUAUCACAAGUUGAAGUUCCAAUUGAAAAAACAAUAGACCGUGAAAAGGUAUGCCCAUUACUUCUUCGAAUUUUUUGUGCUCAAGUUCGACAUAAUUCUAUGAAUGAUUAUUCUCGUGGGUCUGUUCCACCAAAUGAGCUGCAAAUUUAUACUUGGCUUGAUUGCACACUGAAGGAAUUAACUUCACUUAUUAAAGAUGUUAAUCCUGAUGCACGUAGACGAGGCACAGAGUUUAAUUUUGCAAUUGUUGCUCCGGAUCGUUAUUCUGCUCGUUAUGCAUUAAGAGAAGUUGGAAUAACAAUCAGCGGGCAAAGAUCUCCAGAUGAUGAGAAAAGCUUGAGUCAAUGUAAAUUCGAAGUCGGUGAUUAUAUCGAUGUUGUUAUCAAUCCACCUGAUACUGGAAUUGCUGGAGGACGAGGAAAUGCAGCGCAUGGUGUUUAUGGGGCACAACGUCGUUCUGGUGAACGUGUGGAACGUGAUCGAACUGGUUCUUUUAGUGGAGGCGGUGGAGGCCGUUAUGGAGGAUUCGGACGUUGAUAUAUUUUGAUA